Danio rerio (zebrafish) is the source of this 1904-nucleotide messenger RNA. NCBI's taxonomy places the organism in Eukaryota, Metazoa, Chordata, Actinopteri, Cypriniformes, Danionidae. The record is from RefSeq and is a predicted model, not a curated record.
GUUUUGAUAUCCAUCCGCAGCUUCUCAAACGCGCAAACUCCGCUCCUCAUGAAACGUAAGCGCGUGUUAAACUUAAAAACAACCCGCUAACUGACCUGAGAAGCUCAAAUAGGUAUUUCCUCCAGGAAAAGUGUGCGUCUGGACUCUCGAAAUGAAGGAUAAAGUUAAUUCGGAUGCAGAUUCUCGCCCUCAGAGUUGCUCGAACUGUUAUGAAGAGGACACAAACAGUCAGUUCGUCGUAGUGAAGCUUGAAGAUGAAGAUCCAGAGAUGGACAUCAGUAUUUUUGCUCCUGUCGAGUCCUCAGAUUUUGAGGAAGAGGAAGAUGAAGAAGAGCUUUCAGACUCAUCCGAAGACUCCACUGUGGGAAGAAAUAUUCAGGAGCGAGGUUUGGCUGAUGAUCAGGAUUCAGUGUCUCCUCCGAAACAGUCGCCCAGGAAGAGUUUGAAAGCGCAGAAUAAGAGCCGACAGACGUUUUUGGCUGAGCAGAGACUAAAGCUGGAGACAAAUCUGAACAGUGCUGCUGAUAGGGACAUGGACGUCCCUUCAGAGGAGCACACAUUUGGCCGAGCUGCGCCUCCGUCUGAUUCAGCCAGAGGUCCUGUGGAGAUUUCAGGGCUGGCCACCGCAAUCAGUCCUUUAGCUGCGAUGGAGCCUCCUGUAUUUCCAAAUGCUCCAGUACAGAGCACAUCUGCUGUCGGGGAGGAUCAGCAGAAUUUACUACUCGAGGUCCUGAACCACUGUCGGUUCCUGCAUGCAGCGGUGCAGAGGCUCGAGCAGAAGAUUGACAGACAGAUGUCCAGUGAGUCAUCCUCAGCAAGAGGAACAGCAAGGAGGAAGAAAGCUCCAAAGGCGUCUGCAACGGCUGAAGAAGAGCAUCUGUCCUGGGAUUUAGCGCAGCGUCUCGGCCCACCAGUGCACAGAAACUCCCGCUGGGAUCCUCCCUGGAAACGGGCAGCAGACGGGGCGGAAAACAGCAGCGGCAGAACGGGACGCGGCAGAGGCCGGGGCAGAGGACGUGGCCGGCGGGGACGAGGCGGCACCAGAACACACCAACACACUCCUGAAAACACUGCACUCGUAACAAAACCAGAUCAGAUGAGCACUGAUCACACACAGCCCUCUCCGAUAAUAAAGCAGGACUCGUGGGCUCACGCUGAGUUUGAGCAGCCGCAGAAGAGAAAGAAAAGCUCGGCUCAUGUGCACAGAGAGAAAGAGGAAUCUGAUCCAAAGCAUGAACAAGAGGACCGCAAAGCUUUCCCCCCCUCAGUGAUGAUUGGGAGCUCUCUGCGUAAGGUGUGGAUCCCGCAGUGUGUGUAUAAGGAGGUGUUUAAGGAGACGGAGCCCCAGAAAGCAGUCGCUCCUGUGCUUUACUCUAUUUUCCCCAUCAGCACACUGUCCUGCAGCGCCGUCACCGGAAACCCUGAGAAAGGCAUCCAGCAGCUCGACCCCAACAAGAUUGAGGCCCUUCGAGAGUUUCUGGCAGAGAUGUUCCCCCAGUUUGACGUCAGUGUGCGCGGUGUGGCGUGGGCUCAGUGUCUUGGGGUGAUCAAUAGCAUCACCAAAAACCUCAAGAAAACCGCUGGAAAAACAUGACCUCUGCCAAACAAGGUUGGCGACAGAAGAAAUGAGGGUCUGUGUGUGCUUUUAAUCCUGACAGCUUUAGUGACAUGUGUUAACUCUGACCUCAGACUUGAAGCGCAGACAACUGUUUUUUUACGUUUGUUUAUUGUUGUGUUCUGCUAAUCGCAACACAAUAAAAAAGAAAAGUUUGGCGUACAUAAUAUAUAUUAUUAACACUUCUUUUGUUCUUAAUAAAUCAAUAUAUUAUUUUGUUGUUUAAACAUCCUAAAUGCUGAUGUCUACUGCCUAACCAUUUUGCCUAAUAAAGAAUUCUUUGCUUUGA